Iphiclides podalirius (scarce swallowtail) is the source of this 978-nucleotide messenger RNA. The record is from the annotation of a GenBank genome assembly. NCBI's taxonomy places the organism in Eukaryota, Metazoa, Arthropoda, Insecta, Lepidoptera, Papilionidae.
AUGGGACAACGUACUUUCCUUUCCGGCGGGGUCCCGGCGGCGCGUAGGGCGGGAAAGACUGCGAUGGCGGCCCGAGAUGCGGCGCUGCGCUCUAGCAGUUCCGCUCGAAACGCCGCCGCGGACGCACGCGCACGCGGUGCCAUGAACCGACUACUGCUGCCCGUACUCGCGCUAGCCGCCCUGGCACCGCUCGCCGCCGCCGAUGGCGACCGCCCGCGCAUCCUAGACUUCGACCCGUGGUCGUGGCUGCCGAGCAACGGCAACCGGUCACCGUCCGUUAUGGACUUCUUCUUCCCCCCGUCCAGGACGCCGAAGAACUCCAACCUGGACCCGCCCGCCGAUCGCUCGCCACCAAAGACCACGCUCACAACUGCCUCCGAAACUCUAACCACCCCCUACCGGGAACGUCCCACAACCGUAGCCCGGAAAUCCGGAGCCAAGUCGAAGUCGACCGCGCCUCCGCCGCCCCACACGACCGCGUACUCGAAAACGAAAAAGGGCACACACAAAACUUACGACACCGACACCAACGCGGAACCAAAAACAACGCAGCCCGUCAAAAACGUAGAGAGCGCUGCGCAGGCUACGACCAAAGCGGCCGCUACGACGUCGACUAGCAGACCGACGAAGCACUACACGAUUAGGCCGCUGAUACGCACCACUGCGACCUCGACGGUCGUCGAAACGGAAUCGACUCUCGACACCAACAGCGACGGCACCGAGACGGCGGUCGCCAUAGAAACGGCGGCGACCACCGCCCAAGAUCAUAAAGGCACGGGCCCCACGUUCAGCACGACCGAUUCCAGGCCCACGGACCAAGAGUCGGCGAGCACUUCGACCGAGUCAACGACGUUGAUAGACAGCACGAUCGCCGAAGAACCCGACAGCCGCGAAGGGUAUUUGCCUCUGCGCGACAAACCGCAGCAGACGCACGUGAAGAUCAACGAGCAGACGAAGAAAGAGGUGAGUGCAUUCAAG